This is a messenger RNA of Phycodurus eques (leafy seadragon), 4994 nucleotides long. RefSeq names its product ELMO/CED-12 domain containing 3 (gene elmod3). The coding region runs from base 748 to 1980 and encodes 410 amino acids. NCBI's taxonomy places the organism in Eukaryota, Metazoa, Chordata, Actinopteri, Syngnathiformes, Syngnathidae. The transcript is spliced from 13 exons. The record is from RefSeq and is a predicted model, not a curated record.
GAUGCAUUGCGCUAGCGUGGCCGACGGACGGGGGAAGGGAAGCUGAGAUUGGAGGAAGAAACAAUCAGAAACUGAGAAUUUGAAUGCAUACGAAGAAAAAGAUUGUUGCCAAAAAGAAGACCACCCAUGAUCCGCAUCUGGACACCUGCCCUUCAUAUUGUUUCACUUGUGGCUAAAGAUAACACAGCCAAUUAAAGUGUGCUGCUAUCUUGGAGUGCUUAUUGGAUUUGUCUUGAGAGCCAACGUAAUGAAGUGUCUGCUAUGAGGAGAGCUCAAGCCUGACAAGCGAUGUCAUUAUCCAGCUUCUGGGCACCUCUGAUGGCGAUGAGGAGCAAAGCAACUGGCCAAGCAGAUCUGUGGAGGGGAGGAAGGAGGGAGGGCUCCGGGAAAUGUGCCAUUUCCUCUGGGCGCUAGACUGAUAUCUGCACAUUCCUCUCCGUGUGCACACUCAAGGUUAGGAGAAUAUAGGAGGAGGCUGCCACUAAAACCAGCAGUCAUUGCUGUUCCAAGGGAAAACCAGAGAUGUGCACUACCUGGAUGCCUGUUACCAGCUUGGUGAAGUCUAACUUGUGACCGUGGACAUUUUCAUCUAUAUGAAGCAUAAAUACUCUCAGUCACUACACACGUGCGCCCCAGAAACCAUGGUAGUCCUUGUAGCAGCUUGUCAGCCCAUCUCAGUCCAGGAUUUCAGAAGCCUUUAGAGGCCACAAUCGGGAAGACCCUUGCCAGCCAACACACUCAUAUGCAAUGGAAGAAGACAUUGAUGUCACUUUACACCUUGAGGGCCAAAAUGGUUUGUCUCCUGAAUGUAAAUCAUCGGAGGAGACCACCAACGGACACUCCAACCAAAAGCCUGUUAUGAAUGGAUUGAUUAUCAGUCAUAAUGUCAAAGACCACACCACCAACGGUUGUGCCCCCCUCACAUCCCUGCCGAUUUCCACGCUGAAGCAGAAUGGUCUCCUGCAGACUCUGGCAGCAGCAGGAGGGGACCAGACUAAACCUGCAGAAGAAAAUGUGGAGUUGGAAAAGGCCAGACGGGAAUGGGAAGCUUUGGAGAGCAUCCAACCAGCUCUGACGGAAGACUCAAACCCAUCACCGCUCAUCUCUUUCAAUGAAGCCCUUCAGUACUUUCAGACUACAGAUCUCGGGGACUUGCUUAAGAACAUCCAGCCGACGAUUCGCAGGACUGGUCUGGCUGCGGUCACACACUUCCUUUUUGGGCCCCCCCGACUGCACAGGGAACUCACGGAGGAGCGGGAUCUCGUUUUUGCCAUCGCGCAAUGCCACGUGGACAACAGCCAGACGGUCCACAUGCGUGUUCUCCAGACCAUUUAUAAAAGGCUGAUUGGCUGCAGGCUGGACUGCCCUCGUUAUGGGACACACUGGGAAAACAUUGGCUUUCAGGGUGCUGACCCAGCCACUGACCUGCGUGGCACUGGUUUCCUGGGACUCAUGCACACUUUGUACUUUGUGAUGGACCCAGAGACUCUGCCGUUGGCUCGAGACAUCUACAAGCUAUCCCAACACCCCACACAGAACUUUCCUUUCAGUGUGAUGUCAAUCAACAUGACCCGCAUCGCUCUCCAGGUGCUCAGAGAGGAGGCUUUGUCCAAGGAGUGCAAUCGUCGGCAGCAAGUGGUCGGCGUGUUGAAUGAGUUUUACGUGGCCACAUACCUGCACCUAUACCAAGUGUGGAAGACCCAACAGAAAACCAUUGCUGACUCUGGCUUUGUGAUUAAAGAAGUGGAGCUGUUCGCUAAAAAGAACCCAAAGCAGAUGCUUCGCCGACUAGAGGUCUUCCUGAAAGAGAGACGGGCAGGCGGAGUCCCCCGCGGGACGUCGCCAGAGCCGCCGGCUCAGCAGCCUUCGCCCAGCCAGGAAGAACGAGCGGCCAGAGCGGGGAGCAAGGCGAAGGAGCUGCACUUCACGGGGGUGUGCGAGCUACCAUCUGACACGGAGGGUGACGCCAGACUCAUCUAAGCGUGCGUGCGUGCGUGUCUGUCUGCGUGUCUGAUGAAGAACACACUAUACCCUGCUAUCUGAAUCUAUCCAAUAUGUCCCGUCCCCGUCCCCCCCAUCCUCUGAUGUUGGGGUGCUGCACUUUGCUAAGAUGUUUCUUUUGUGUGUGGUUGGUCAGAGCUAUAUUGUUUGAAUUAUUUAUUUGAACACAGAACAGUCAAACAAAUGGAGCUCUUACAGGAUGUCACAAAACAAGAAAGUGAACAUUUGCACUUUUCUUCAAAUUUAGUAGUGAAAUCAAAUUUAAAAAAAAAAAAAAAAAAACACAACUCCACCCGUGUCGAGUUUGUCCCUCUCGGCCUGCUUAUGUUGGCAUCGGAGGUGGCACGAGGCUCACUCUUGUUCGACUACCCAACUGUAAUGCAGCGGAUCAGACCGUUUAUCAACGCGGGGUCAUAACCAGCAGCACCACACUUGAUCAGGUCACACGCAGUAAGUAACCUUUGGGCAGGGAGCAGGCUUCAUGGUAGCUUGCCUGCAGCUUUUGACCGCUUUACAUCCUCUGUCAGUAGGUUGAAGAUCAAACUCAAAAAUGUAGAAUGGGAGUCCGACUGCAGUGACACUCCUGGUGUUAGACAAAGGUCCAUUCGUUUGGUAUGUAUAAAUAUAUAUGAUUGACCAAAAAUAAAAUGUAUAUUUUAGUUGCUUCACUUGAAAAUGUUUUUUUUUGUGUUUUUUUUUGUUUUAAUAUAAAGAAGAUAACCUUAAGAAAGAUUUAACAGAACAUACAUUCUCAGCCUUUCAUCAUUAAAGUUUGAUAAGGCUUAAGCUGAAGGUCUAAUAUAAGCUUUGUGGACAUUCCGUUAGUAAGCAUGUGAUUGUAUUUGUUUUGUAUGGUUACAUUUGUGUGUGUUUGAGUGUGGUGAAAUGAUUGAGCUGACGUUGACGGGUGCAUCCCCUCCGUAUGGUACAGUAUGCAAUUCCAGCUCGCACUCAAUGAUAAUCAAAAGUGUGACGAUGGACAUCGUUCCGAACUUCAGGGUUUGUGUGUUUGUGCAAGUGAACAUCUUUGUGUGACUUUUCUUUCCCUGCGAGAGUGGAAACACGUUUUAGUGAAGACAUUUCAAAAAAAAAAAAAAAAAAAAAAAAGUGAUGACCUUUUUUUCCGCUGCCAGUUUCACCGGCAGUUUGAGUGGUCUGGUUUAGCUCUUCUUUACGGUCGGGAUCUUAAGGUUAAUCGGAAUGUCGUCACUAAGAUUCAAAGUGCGAUUGUGUGUCUCGUUUGACAGGAACUGCCGACGGAUGGGGUGCUUUCCUCUGCGCACAAUAAGCCAGCUUUACUACGUACUUGAUCCAUCCAGCUGCAAACAUGGUACUUUUGUCAUUUGAAGAUGGUACUCCGAAGGAACGAGAACAAAAGACAAAUUAGAAAAAGUAGAAACAAAAAACAUGGCUGGCCAAGAAUGGGUUAAGGCUCCUGGGCAAAGCUGGUUCGUGCUUUCUGCUUGUGCGAAACUGUUUUUGUAGUCUCAAUCUGUAGCAUGUUCAGGUAGCACUAGUACUGUAGCAUCCUAUAGCCUCCUCCUUCGUGAAGCUCGUUGAUGUCACGUUGACGUUGGUCUCUAGUGUCGAUGCGUGCGUGGACCUUUACUACGAUAGCACAUUGUUUCGUUUUCCCUCGGUAGACACUCGUUAGGCAGCGAAGCUUGUGGAGACGGGCUUGACAUGUAAAUGAGCUCAACUUUGUCUUCUGAGAAGGUAACAGCAAAAACGGUGCCUUCGUCACAGAAUCACGGAAGGUCAUGUGCUCUCCCUGUUUUUUCUGCUUUUAGCCUCAGUGCCAAGUAGACCUGCGUUCUUGCGAGGUAGUCGACGGCCAGCCGACCUCAGGCGGGUCUGAUCUGCUGACCUUGUCGCGUUAUUGCUCCCCAAACCGUCGCCAUUCGUCCUCUCCGCACAAAUGAGACGACACAAUUUGGCCAGUUGUUUGCAGGCGCCGGGCGACUGACUGGCGAGCAACUUUGCAUCGUUGUAGAUCCGACUGUGUGUGUGACGUAUGCAAAAGAGCCGCCUUCGGGAGCCAUAAUGUUUCAUUUGCGGCCACCUCAUCAAGUCGUGCCCCCUUGCCGCCCCCGCACCUCCUCGCGCCAAACAUUGCACCACACUGAUCCCGCGCUUGGUUUUCUUCUUUUUGAAGCUGAGGAGCAGUACAGUGUAUGUAAAUCAGGAAGUUUGUACAUAGAGAAUUAAUGAUUGUAAGAUGUAUGAUUGUCUGUAGGGCAUUAUACUAAAACACAUUGCUUACCUCAAGACUUAAGACAAAUCUCUCCUUUCUCUCUUUCCUGAUAAUUGUUUGGUCUCUCAGUACAUCUUUCUAUGUUUGCUUGUACUUUGACCUUCUCUUUCACCAACUGGACUCGUUAUGUAAUGUGCAGAAUAUUAAACAGCUCAAGCACGACAUACUAAUGGCCACCUAUAACCGAAGCGGGACCAUCUUAUGUGCGUGCUAUUUAAAGAGACGCGUCGUCACUACAUUGGCCCAUUCACCUCGGCAAAUUAAAAGCACUUUCUACUACUAAGCUUUGAAUUGGUUUCUAUCGGCCAUGUUGGAACGCGCUGGUUUUCUUGUGGCAUUCGGUGACAGUGGAUUAUUAUUGUCCUAGCAACAUAUUUUUGCUUUAGAAUACUCCUCAGUUGCAUGACUCUUACCAAGAGAGAAAAGAGAAACAAACGGGUUUUGUCAGGAUGUCAGAUGCUCCGAGAGGUGCCGUCUGAAGUUCUGCUCGCUAUCCUGCGGCGGCUCGGCGAACGCAAUCCCAUCUCUCGACGCCACGCCACGCUGUCUACUCUUUGAAGGUUGUUUUUUUUUUUUUUUGCUUUCGCUGUCUUUGUCAUGUCCCUCAGAGCAUUUUAUGACUGUACCUUGAUUGUAGACGCCCUAUUUUAUACUGAGAGUUAUUUCAGAAUACAGUUUGUGUGGUUGUACAUUCAAUGUAUUGUCUGGAGAAAGCUAAAUAAAUGCUGUUUAAAACGAA